AUGACUUCGAUUGCGCAGCACAUUCCACCAAUUCCUGAGCCUUUUUCCUUGACGUUACUGGUAGGAACAAGAGAAACACCAGUAACCUUUUUGAUUCACUACUAUCUUCAUCAUUGCAUUCGUGAACAUCUGAAAGUUUGCUUUGUUUCAUUUAGUAAAACAAUAGAUGAACAUACCAAUGCUCUUCGAAAAUGGGGAACGGACGUAAGGACGAAGCCGAAUUUUUUCUAUGUUGAUGGAUAUAGCAUGUUGUUUGCUCCUGCUGUUAUUCCAAGUAAAGUUCAGGCCAACGAGGUGAAAAACAAUCCCAAACAGUUGUUUGCGCCUAUUAUAGCCUGCUUACAGCAAAAUGAGUUUAAUACAAACAAUUCUAUUCUUAUAAUUGAAGAUAUUGAUGUACUUUUAUCAACGAAUUCUCUACAGGCAACUCAAUUACAAGAAGCUGUCUUUGAGUUGCAAAUGACAUCAGGUCGGGCUGUGAUCAACGUUUCGGUUGGAGCACCCCUACCUCGCCAAAUAUCCUUUGCUAAAAGUAUAGGUCAUCUAGCUACCAGAUGCAUUUCGUGUCGACCAUUAACAAGUGGAAAUGCUCGUCGAAUUACUGGAUUCAUGAGGGUUACAAAAGGACCUAACCACUUUUUGAAACGAAGCGCGAAUGAACUACCUGAGGAUGAUGACAAAGAGGUUCUAUAUGAGGUUACUGAAACACAUGCCAUUGUUCAUCCUAAAGGUCAAGUGACCUUGCAACUCUAG
This is a messenger RNA of Schizosaccharomyces cryophilus OY26, 753 nucleotides long. Its product is annotated as elongator complex subunit Elp6. Gene Ontology annotation, biological process: tRNA wobble uridine modification. The transcript is spliced from 2 exons. The coding region runs from base 1 to 753 and encodes 250 amino acids. NCBI's taxonomy places the organism in Eukaryota, Fungi, Ascomycota, Schizosaccharomycetes, Schizosaccharomycetales, Schizosaccharomycetaceae. The record is from RefSeq and is a predicted model, not a curated record. Gene Ontology annotation, cellular component: elongator holoenzyme complex.